CAAAAUCCCACCUCAGCGACCACCACCUCAAGGGGGCCCAGUGCAACCCCAAGGAAUGCAAUCACAAAGCCAGGAGCCAUUGCAGCCACAGCGCAUGUACCCCCCUGGGCAGUCAGCAAAGCCCUCAACCUCCCAGCCACAGCGUCCACCUGGACCUACAACUCAGCAACCACGUCCCCAAGCUCAAGGUCCUUCCAGCACCAGAUUAUCCAAGGAAGCAGAGCCGCAGCCGCAGCCACAGCCUGCUCCACAGCCUGCUCCGCAGCCAGCUCCGCAGCCAACUCCACAACAGAAGCCUCAGUCUCAUCCACAACUUAACAAAUCGCAGUCUUUGACAAAUGCCUUCAGUUUCACAGAAUCAUCCUUAAAGAAGAUGAAGCGAAAGCUGAAACUAUUCGAAACUUGAGGAAAUCCUUUGCUAGCCUUUUUUCUGAUUAGCUGGCUUCAUCUAAAUGCACCCAGCACAUAGUCUAAACUACAUGAAUGUUACAUAGGUUUUGUUUUCCCUGUGACCGUACCCUUCUCUACUGUGCUAACUGUUGUAUUAAGCAAUAUGUUAAACCUACAAAAAAAAAA
Messenger RNA from Eurypyga helias (sunbittern), 576 nucleotides. Its product is annotated as synapsin-2-like. The coding region runs from base 56 to 406 and encodes 116 amino acids. NCBI's taxonomy places the organism in Eukaryota, Metazoa, Chordata, Aves, Eurypygiformes, Eurypygidae. The record is from RefSeq and is a predicted model, not a curated record. The transcript has 3 exons.